UCUCUUUUCUUAAAAUUGAUGGACGGUGUGAUACAAGUAAACACAUUCGCUCAUCGAAAAUAAUUUUUAAAAUCUGUCAACAUCUGUAUAGCAGUUUUAUAAUUGUAGAAUAUUAUUUAAUAAUUUAUAAGAAUGCCACCAAAAUUCGAUCCUACCGAAGUUAAAAUUGUAAAUUUAAGAUGUGUUGGUGGAGAAGUUGGAGCAACCUCAUCACUGGCCCCCAAAAUCGGUCCACUUGGUUUGUCUCCAAAAAAAGUUGGUGAUGAUAUUGCCAAAUCAACAGCAGAUUGGAAAGGAUUAAAAAUUACAGUACAGUUAAAAAUCCAAAAUCGACAAGCUACUAUUUCUGUGGUACCUUCAGCUGCUUCCUUGGUAAUCAAAGCACUUAAAGAACCUCCACGUGACAGAAAGAAGCAAAAAAAUAUUAAACAUAAUGGAAAUUUAACAUUAGAUGAAAUCAUAAACAUUGCAAAAACAAUGAGACCUAGAUCAAUGGCACGACAAAUGUCUGGCACAGUUAAAGAAGUACUUGGUUCAGCACAAUCUGUUGGAUGUACUGUUGAUGGUAAACCACCACAUGAUGUUAUUGAAGAAAUCAAUGCAGGAAGCAUUGAAAUUCCAGAAGAAUAGGAAAUUAUGUAUUUUUUGCAGUAAAUAAAAACAAAAAAAACGAAUUUCUAA
Messenger RNA from Chrysoperla carnea, 681 nucleotides. It is a transcript of the gene RpL12, whose product is annotated as 60S ribosomal protein L12. Gene Ontology annotation, molecular function: large ribosomal subunit rRNA binding; structural constituent of ribosome. Gene Ontology annotation, cellular component: ribosome; cytosolic large ribosomal subunit. The coding region runs from base 133 to 630 and encodes 165 amino acids. Gene Ontology annotation, biological process: translation. The record is from RefSeq and is a predicted model, not a curated record. The transcript is spliced from 4 exons. Lineage: Eukaryota; Metazoa; Arthropoda; Insecta; Neuroptera; Chrysopidae.